Molecule: messenger RNA, 1191 nt
Organism: Closterium sp. Yama58-4
Lineage: Eukaryota; Viridiplantae; Streptophyta; Zygnematophyceae; Desmidiales; Closteriaceae
Source: the annotation of a GenBank genome assembly
AUGAGUUUAACACAGGCGUCAGCAGGGAAAGGGCCUCCUCCCUGCCCCUCACCUCAUCUCCUCCCUGCCCCUCACCUCAUCUCCUCCCUGCCCCUCACCUCAUCUCCUCCCUGCCCCUCACCUCAUCUCCUCCCUGCCCCUCACCUCAUCUCCUCCCUGCCCCUCACCUCAUCUCCUCCCUGCCCCUCACCUCAUCUCCUCCCUGCCCCUCACCUCAUCUCCUCCCUGCCCCUCACCUCAUCUCCUCCCUGCCCCUCACCUCAUCUCCUCCCUGCCCCUCACCUCAUCUCCUCCCUGCCCCUCACCUCAUCUCCUCCCUGCCCCUCACCUCAUCUCCUCCCUGCCCCUCACCUCAUCUCCUCCCUGCCCCUCACCUCAUCUCCUCCCUGCCCCUCACCUCAUCUCCUCCCUGCCCCUCACCUCAUCUCCUCCCUGCCCCUCACCUCAUCUCCUCCCUGCCCCUCACCUCAUCUCCUCCCUGCCCCUCACCUCAUCUCCUCCCUGCCCCUCACCUCAUCUCCUCCCUGCCCCUCACCUCAUCUCCUCCCUGCCCCUCACCUCAUCUCCUCCCUGCCCCUCACCUCAUCUCCUCCCUGCCCCUCACCUCAUCUCCUCCCUGCCCCUCACCUCAUCUCCUCCCUGCCCCUCACCUCAUCUCCUCCCUGCCCCUCACCUCAUCUCCUCCCUGCCCCUCACCUCAUCUCCUCCCUGCCCCUCACCUCAUCUCCUCCCUGCCCCUCACCUCAUCUCCUCCCUGCCCCUCACCUCAUCUCCUCCCUGCCCCUCACCUCAUCUCCUCCCUGCCCCUCACCUCAUCUCCUCCCUGCCCCUCACCUCAUCUCCUCCCUGCCCCUCACCUCAUCUCCUCCCUGCCCCUCACCUCAUCUCCUCCCUGCCCCUCACCUCAUCUCCUCCCUGCCCCUCACCUCAUCUCCUCCCUGCCCCUCACCUCAUCUCCUCCCUGCCCCUCACCUCAUCUCCUCCCUGCCCCUCACCUCAUCUCCUCCCUGCCCCUCACCUCAUCUCCUCCCUGCCCCUCACCUCAUCUCCUCCCUGCUCCCUGCCCCUCACCUCAUCUCCUCCCUGCUUACCCUCCUGAAUCCACUUGAUCUGCACUGCCCCACCACAUUGAAGCGCCUCCGCCAUAGCCUCCCUCCCCCACACACCUAUGCCUGCAACUGGCAACCCUAG